Hemibagrus wyckioides is the source of this 2409-nucleotide messenger RNA. RefSeq names its product adenine nucleotide translocase lysine methyltransferase (gene antkmt). The coding region runs from base 965 to 1624 and encodes 219 amino acids. Gene Ontology annotation, cellular component: mitochondrion. The transcript is spliced from 6 exons. Gene Ontology annotation, biological process: regulation of mitochondrial ATP synthesis coupled proton transport; positive regulation of proton-transporting ATP synthase activity, rotational mechanism; peptidyl-lysine trimethylation. Gene Ontology annotation, molecular function: protein-lysine N-methyltransferase activity. NCBI's taxonomy places the organism in Eukaryota, Metazoa, Chordata, Actinopteri, Siluriformes, Bagridae. The record is from RefSeq and is a predicted model, not a curated record.
GAAUUAAAUCUGCACACAGUGAUCUCUUUGGUUGUGUGUUAUGUGUGUACUAUAGUCCAAUCUGCACAGAAUAGGACAGCAAAGUGGGUCUUAUAGCUUGAGUUUAAUAUUUUGUCCUCAGUUUUGACCCACAGGACAAAGCACUCGACUUAAACUAGUUCAACUAGAGACUAGUUUAUUAUGUUGUAUACAUGUAUAGUGUGUGUGUGUGUGUGUGUGUGUGUGUGUGUGUACUCGAUGACUGAAUGCAGCUUGGAGUUGUUGUAAAUUGAAGAAAGCUAUACAAAACUGGAAACAGUAUCGUGUUUAACAGACCAGCCCUUAAACACACACACACACACAAACAAACACACACAGAAUAUUUAGGGAUGGUGAAGGAAACGUCCACCCUGAAACACACAAAAAAAAAACACGGAUUAGGCAAAACAUUAUGACCACCUGCCUAAUAUUGUGUUGGUCACCCUUUUUGCUGCCAAAACAGCCCUGACCCGUCAUGCACUGUGUAUUCUGACACCUUUCUGUCAGAACCAGCAUUAACAACUUCAGCAAUUUGAGCAACAGUAGCUCGUCUGUUGGAUCGGAUCACACGGGCCAGCCUUCGCUCCCCAUGUACAUCAAUGAGCCUUGGCCGCCCAUGACCCUGUCUCUGGUUCACCACUGUUCCUUCCUUGGACCACUUUUGAUAGAUACUGACCACUGCAGCCCGGGAACACCCCACAAGAGAUGCAGUUUUGGAGAUGCUCUGAUCCAGUCGUCUAGCCAUCACAAUUUGGCCCUUCAUCAAUCUCGCUCAAAUCCUUACGUUUACCCAUUUUUCCUGCUUCUCACACAUCGACUUUGAGGACAAAAUGUUCACUUGCUGUCUAAUAUAUCCCACCCACUAACAGGUGCCAUGAUGAGGAGAUCAUCAGUGUUAUUCACAGAUAUGUGAAUUGUGCGAUUGGAGUUACAACAGAGAAUUGGCAUGGAGGAUGAAACCCAGGAAGAGAUUCUGGCCCAGUUUAAAGAGAAGCGGCUGGGAGGAUGGGGUCUGUUACAGCUGACGGCGGGGACAGGACUGGCGGCCUAUGCCGUGUGGGCAGGGAUUCUGAUGCCUGGGUUUCGCAGAGUGCCUCUAAAACUACAGGUGCCUUACAUACCAGCCAGUAAACGGCAAGUGUGUAACGUUAUGACGCUGCUGAAGGGCCGCACUGGAAGUCUUGCUGACUUGGGCUCAGGAGACGGGAGGAUCGUCCUAGAAGCAAGUCAAAAGGGUUUCUCUCCCGCUGUGGGCUACGAGUUGAACCCAUGGCUUCUUCGCCUCGCAAGAUUUCACGCUUGGAGAACUGGCCAUUAUGGGAAAGUCUCCUACCGGAGGGAGGACCUGUGGAAGGUUAAUCUUUCAGGCUAUGAGAACAUCACAGUGUUCUUAGCUCCAAGUGUGCUUGCGCCUUUGCAAAAGAAGCUACUAGCUGAGCUCCCUGAGGAUGCCAUGAUAGUUGCCGGACGCUUUCCCUUCCCUGAUUGGACGGCAUGCAGGAUAGAAGGGGACGGUGUAGACAGAGCCUGGGCCUACCACAUACAAGCUCUCAGAAAACACCACCGGUCAUCAAAGGACAGCAAGUCAGCUGAGCAAACCAGCUGAUUAAGGAGUCAUGUGACUUAUUUUAAAAACAUUUUAAAGACCAUAAAGGGACUUUCCAGCCCUACACUUUUAGUGGUAUUUAUGAUGGUUUUACUAGAUCGUUUUAUUACUGCACUGUAUACUGAUGUAACUUUUCCAUUCACUGCUGGAUACUGUUCACACCUGUUUGUACCACUAAUGUAUUCAGAGACUUUAGGAUGAUGCAGGAUGCCGUACACCCUUUUCAAUCUUCUGGUCAUGUGACUGUCACUGGUUGAUGGUAAUCUGACUGGUUUAUUAUGUACUCCUCCUUUGAGCAACAUCACACAUUCAAAUGUCACUUCCUGUCUACAAAUGUGCAAAUAACAUCUGUCUGACAUUAGAAUUAUGGUGGUCAAUUGCCACUAUUGGUUGGUGUACACAAAUUGUUUAGAGUGCCUGAUAAAAAUGACCAGUGAAUGUAUGUAUAAGCUAAAUGAAUGCAAUAAGAUAGCUACUAAAUGUAUAAAAUACAAGUGUAAUUUUCAGUAUUUAGUUCAUUGUGAUUGUAUAAUCCAUGUGGGUCAUCAUACCGAUAGGGAAACAGUACUUUGGUUCUUUCAGGCAGUUUUACUGAUAAACCUUGUUCCCAGAAGUGUUCCUUCCUUCCUGUGAUGUGUAGAAAUCUGCAUUUUUCAAAAUUACUCUUUCUGUCUGAGUGUGUGUGUGUGUGAGGUCUUUUUGAAGCUCCCAGGUUACUUCCUGUGUCUCUGUGUGACCUAAUUCAAUUCACACAUACUCAACAAAAAAUAAAUGAAUGUAUUUGA